Molecule: messenger RNA, 2431 nt
Organism: Xenopus tropicalis (tropical clawed frog)
Lineage: Eukaryota; Metazoa; Chordata; Amphibia; Anura; Pipidae
Gene: laptm5
Product: lysosomal protein transmembrane 5
Exons: 8
Coding region: 221-949 (242 amino acids)
Cellular component (GO): membrane; endomembrane system
Source: RefSeq, a predicted model, not a curated record
CAGCUGAGAGAUAUCUGUUGCAGAGCCAUUUGAAGCUUGCAAAUAAAGAGUGGGGUAGGAAAAUAGAAAAGAACUAAAGAAAGGAUGCAAUGCGCAGAGUAAGAAAAGAGAGUUCAAAAUAUACUUACAGACUUAAAAGUAUUGUUAGACAAAGAAAACUCUAUAUAGUGAGAAUACAAAUAUAUUGACAUGAUGUGGAUAAUCCUCAAAGAGGGCAGAGAUGAAGGUGAUGAGCAUUUUUCUUUUGGUUGAAAAAACUCUUGAUGUGAACAAGAAGAGCGACAGAUACAAUUCUACUGCUGAGGUUCUUUCCAGUUACAUACUCUUGGCCAUCCUAUUUGUGAUCAGCCUCUUGCUCUCAUGUGGAAUACUAAUGAAACGUGGUCCCCUGGUUAUCCCAUUUCUGGCCCUGCAGUUCUUGGACCUUAUCAGCAGUUCACUGAUGUUCUGCAGCGUUUAUAUUGAACAACCUUCAUUCCAAGCCUCUGAAGGAGUAAAAAUGAAAGACAAAAUGUCAGAGCGCCUGCUUCAAGCUCCAGCACAAAUGGCCUUUGACAUAUGCCUCAACCUGCUGAUUCAGUGCAGUUCUUUCUCUGUAUUCCCAUCUUACUUAAAGCUUGAGUAUAUCAACCCCAUGAAUGAUUUUCCUAAGAAAAAUAUGUCUUCCAAGAAAUACGUCCUGGACCUGGUUCUCUUUAACAUCAUGUACAUUUCUGUUCUCAUUUUAAAGGCAAUUUUUAUUUCACACAUAUGGAGAGUCUUUGUAUCCCUUCAUCAUAAAAAAUCUUCCAAAGAUGAAGAUGCUCAAAAGCAGCAGGAAAUCUCAAAGGGAGUUUUGCCCUCUUAUGAGGAAGCAGUCAGAUCACAAGCCAUUAAAUUCCCCGUUCUUAAGUCUGCCACAGAGCCAAACAAGCAGUCCGUGUCAGAUACUGGCCCCACCCUUUGCUAGGAUGGAAGAAGACAGACAAUAAGCAGACCAACGUGCAAAGAGAAAAGAGCAAUGGAAUAUUCAUGUCUUCCCUAUAAAUUCAUUAAGGGAAUAUAUAUAUAUACGUACACUUAUCACACUUGUUAGGCCUACACACACCUAGGAAACAUGGAGGACACAAAGAUAAAUAUACUAAUUGUGAAGUUAGUAGUUUUGGCAUUGUAUUUAGACUGAGACUAAAAGUGGUUGAACUAUUUUUAUAUGCCAAAAUGCUUAUGUGAAUUAUGUGUAUGUGAGUUACACAUGGGCCAAAUUUGUUGCUGAACUCACACUUUCAAUUUACUCUUCAAUUUACUUCAGCUUUGUACAGAGCCCCAAAAACCCAACUUUAAACCAUUCUAAUCAAGAAUUCUCCUUAUAUAUUAAAAAAAAUAUAAAAUUUCAACUGAAUUGCAAAGAAUAACAUUGUAUGUACCUGGCAAGAAAAAACUACAAGGUUCAUAAAUUCAAGAUAAAUAAAUCAUAUGACUGAGAGACACUAGGCCUAGCUUUUGAAGCAGUUGAAAAGUAGUCAAUUGCAAGCCUUUUGGGUAUUCCCAUUGCUUUUUGCCCCAGAUCCCUAUUCAACAAAAUAAUUGGGAAAACUAUACGCUAGAUGCUAUAGAUGUACUAAAUCUAUAUGUUUUUGAUUGGCCUUAAUACUAGAUAUACUAGAUGGUGGUAAAUACAGUAGAGAAUAAUGUCACUGACAUGUGGGAAAGUUAAGAGCUAUGCCAUAUGUACUAUAAAAUAAGGGACCACAAGUCAAAUACUUGAAUAAAGAAUCAUGAGAUAUGGCACUUACAACAGUUUUGCUUAGUGAGACUCUAGUGCUGUCAUACCUUGCUAACUUCACUUCAAUUAAAAAUAAGGUCACAAAACCUUUGAACCCUCCCACAGGUCCUUGCCGAAGUUCAGAAGUACUUGCUUUUUUAUUCUGCAUUCCCAACCUACUUUUAUGUAGACCUGUUAUGGAUGAAAUGACUGCCUUGUGAAUUCACUGAUGAAUUUAGCAAAAGGCAAAUAACCAUUUUAUCAGCUAUAAUACAGUUUGGAUGAUUAGCCAUGGAAUGCUGCCUUUUGUAAUUCUUUCCCACUGAGUAGAGAGUGUAGAUCAAUCACCCAAAAGUAAAAUUCAGAAAGAGAAAUAUGAAUGCAAAAUUAACAAUUGAUAUCUACCCUGCUAUGUUUGCAGUGUAAAGUAUUCAAAUUCUGUGGAUUUAUUUUUAGUUUAUGAGAUUACCUUUUGUGCAAACUCUUUUGUUGUAACUUCUUCCUGUAUAAGAAACUCUGCCCAUCUUGUAUACAAAAUAGUGAAUAACCCUCUUAAUAGUGUUUAUUCCCAGUGCACAAAGAGUCAACGUGAAUAUUGCCAUAGAAAGAUAUCUAUAAAUUUUAUACAGAUACAAAAAAGGGCAAUCUGUUUUUUCAAAUUCAGUGAAAUAAAAUGUCACUUUCUAAUAC